This is a messenger RNA of Drosophila serrata, 2478 nucleotides long. It is a transcript of the gene CysRS, whose product is annotated as cysteine--tRNA ligase, cytoplasmic. Gene Ontology annotation, molecular function: ATP binding; cysteine-tRNA ligase activity. The record is from RefSeq and is a predicted model, not a curated record. Lineage: Eukaryota; Metazoa; Arthropoda; Insecta; Diptera; Drosophilidae. Gene Ontology annotation, cellular component: cytoplasm. Gene Ontology annotation, biological process: cysteinyl-tRNA aminoacylation.
CCCGGCAGUUGUUGCUCUCGUGCUGAUGAAACUUUGCCGAAUUGCAUUUGCAGGGAACUCCGUCUGUGUUUAUUCGUACUCAAAAGCCCAACAAAAAUGUCGAAACGUGUGCAACCGGCGUGGCAAACCCCCCAGGCGGCGGUCCGGCCGAAGCUAAAGCUGUUCAACAGCCUGACGCGGCAGAAGGAGGAGUUCGUACCGCUGGACGGCAACAAUGUAACGUGGUAUAGCUGCGGCCCCACCGUCUACGACGCCUCGCACAUGGGGCAUGCGAGAUCUUACAUCUCCUUCGACAUUCUGCGACGCAUUCUGUCCAAAUACUUUGGCUACCACAUCCACUAUGUGAUGAACAUCACGGACAUCGAUGAUAAGAUCAUUAAGCGGGCGCGACAGAACCAUCUGUUCGAGGAGUAUGCCAGCGGGGCGGGGAAGCUGCCGCUGGAUCAGCUCCUGGGGCAGCAGAAGGAGGUGCUCGUGCGGUUCCAGGCCACCUGCGCCAAGAACACGGAUCCCGACAAGAAGGUGAUGCUGGACAAGACCCUGCUGCGAAUGAAUGAAGCCGUGGAAGCCCUCACAAGGGCCGUGAGCAAAGGAGAUGCGAAGGAAAUCUCCGAGAAGCGGCAACAUUACCUCAACGAAGCUAAGGAUCCCAUCUCCGAGUGGCUAGACUCGCAAAAGGGCGCCGAUAUCAACGACAACGCGGUGUUUGAGGCCCUGCCUCGAUAUUGGGAAGACCAGUUCCACAACGACAUGAAAUCGUUGAACAUUUUACCACCAGAUGUUUUAACCCGCGUCUCGGAGUACGUACCCCAGAUUGUGACCUUUAUCCAGAAAAUCAUCGACAACGACCUGGCCUAUGCGGCCAACAACUCGGUUUACUUUGAUGUGAACGGCUUCGACAGAAGGGAGAAGCAUCACUAUGCCAAGUUGGUGCCUGAGGCGUACGGCGACACCAAAUCCCUGCAGGAAGGCGAGGGCGAUCUGUCCGUGGCCGAGGAUCGGUUAUCGGAGAAGCGCUCGGCCAACGACUUUGCGUUGUGGAAGGCCAGCAAGGCCGGCGAGCCUUGGUGGGACAGUCCCUGGGGCAAGGGUCGACCUGGCUGGCACAUUGAAUGCUCGGCCAUGGCCUCGGACAUCUUUGGCCCAACAUUCGAUAUACACACGGGCGGUGUGGACUUGAAGUUCCCCCACCAUGACAAUGAGCUGGCCCAAUCGGAGGCGGCUUUCAACGAGGCCGAGUGGGUCAAGUACUUCCUGCACACGGGUCAUCUGACAAUUGCGGGAUGCAAGAUGUCCAAGUCGCUGAAGAACUUUGUUACCAUCCAGGAGGCGCUCAAGAAGCACUCGGCCACCCAGCUGCGACUGGCUUUCCUGCUUCACUCGUGGAAGGACACGCUCGACUACUCAGAGAAUACCAUGGAAAUGGCCACGCAAUACGAAAAGUUCCUCAACGAGUUCUUCCUGAAUGUCAAGGAUCUGACACGCCACGUACUCUCUGAAGAGCCCCGCCGGCAGUUCGAUGCAUGGACCGAAGUUGAAGCUGCAUUGCAAAAGAAAUUUGCCAGUUCUCAGGACCAAGUGCAUGCUGCUCUCUGCGACAACAUCGACACUCGCAGCGCCCUCGAUGCCAUUCGGGAGCUGGUUUCCGCCUCUAAUGUCUACAUCAGGGACAACAAGUCGAGACUGAAUAGCCUGCUGUUGCGUAACGUAGCCACCUACAUCACGGACCUCCUGCAUGUCUUUGGUGCUAUUGCCGGACCCCGAGGUGGUAUUGGGUUUCCGGUAAACAGCGGCUCUGGUGGACAGACAGCAGGCGCUGAUUUGGAAACAACUGUGCUGCCCUAUGUGCAAACUCUGGCCGAGUUCCGGAAUGUGGUCCGUGAGCAGGCCAAGGCCCUAAAGGCUUUUGACAUUCUGAAGCUAUGCGACGAUCUGCGCGACAAUGUCUUGCCCAACUUGGGCGUGCGACUGGAGGACAAGGACGGUGGACAGUUUGCAGUCAAAUUGGUUGACCGGGAGUCACUGCUGCGGGAGCGGGAGGCCAAGCUGGCCGCUGAAGCGGAAAAGGCUGCCGAGAAGGAGCGCAAGAAGCAGGCGGCAGCCGAGGCAGCGGCCGCCAAGGAGGCGCAGCGUCGAGUAAACCCCAAGGAGAUGUUUCUCGGUGAAACGGAGAAGUACUCGGCAUUUGACGAAAACGGCCUACCCACUCUUGACAAGGACGGUAAAGAGGUUAGUAAGGGACAAAUCAAGAAGCUGCAGAAGCUCCAGCAGCAGCAGGAGCAACGUUACAAAGAGUAUUUAGCGUCCGUGAAAGAGGUCGCCUAAGAUCAGAGCACCAACCAAGGCAAUGAUAUUAGCUUAGCAUUUAAACCAUUGUAAAACCUUAAUGCAAACCUUAACAAUAUACAAUUUAGAUUAAUGCAAGAGAUUUCAGUUCCCAGCUUAAAGCAGUGGCAAUAAAAAAGCACUUUUCUAUAA